AUGAUUCAUAUUAACAUACCUCCUGAUUGGGUUGUUGUUACCGAGCAAUCAAAAGAUGUUCUUAACCAGCUUAAAGCCCCAAGUACUUCUGAAAGUCUAAUCCAAAUCGCAAGACAAAUCAUUCGCUGGUCCCUUUUAUUAGUUUGCUUCUUCUACUUUGGCGUUCUUCUGGCCUCUUUCGGCUACUUCCAGACACUCGGAUUCUUCCCUUUACUUUGUCUCUUCAUUAUCUUAGUUCUUACCACUAUUCUUUGGAAGGCUGCUACCACCACUGAUUCAAACAACCACAAGAUAAGUGAGCCCACUCGAUUCUUUAUUUGCGUCUUAUCAACUAUUCUCCUAGUCCUACCUGCUCUAAUUGUAGGUAAUCCAUGGCCUAUCUAUCUUCUUACACACAUGAUUAUUCCCAAUCAUCUCUUCCUUCUCACCGCAGCUGCCCAUCUCAUUGUCUUCAUUAUUGGAUUAGCUUAUGCCGACACAAACUUCCAACAAGCCCUAGGCCUAUUCCCUGUUUUAAUGGCUCUAGCAGCCACAUUGGACUACACUAUCUCCCGACUAACUUCCCAACAAGACAAAAAACCACGUCAGAGAACCUUCUCAACCUGCACGUUCAUCACCGGGGCUGCUCUACUCCUUGUAACCACUGUUAUUCUCUUCCUAGUUAUUUGUAAACUCGAUACCGACUUCAUCAACUACCUCCGCAAACCCAUCGAAGAGCUCAAGGAUGCAGCCCACUACUAA
Nematocida homosporus is the source of this 741-nucleotide messenger RNA. RefSeq lists its product as uncharacterized. NCBI's taxonomy places the organism in Eukaryota, Fungi, Microsporidia. The record is from RefSeq and is a predicted model, not a curated record. The transcript has a single exon. The coding region runs from base 1 to 741 and encodes 246 amino acids.